Messenger RNA from Aspergillus lentulus, 1539 nucleotides. RefSeq lists its product as uncharacterized. NCBI's taxonomy places the organism in Eukaryota, Fungi, Ascomycota, Eurotiomycetes, Eurotiales, Aspergillaceae. Gene Ontology annotation, biological process: aflatoxin biosynthetic process; regulation of DNA-templated transcription. Gene Ontology annotation, cellular component: nucleus. Gene Ontology annotation, molecular function: DNA-binding transcription factor activity, RNA polymerase II-specific; DNA binding; zinc ion binding. The record is from RefSeq and is a predicted model, not a curated record.
AUGCCUACCCUGGACCCCAGUGAGCCGGAGGCGGAUCGCAGAGCGCCGCCCGUCGUCCGUCGCAGCGCCCUGGGCUGCACCAAAGUGCGAGACAGCUGCCACUCCUGUGCCACCUCCAAGAUCAAAUGCACGAGAGAAAAGCCCUCGUGCUCCAAGUGCGAAGCCCGAGGCAUCAAGUGCGAGUAUUUCUAUGCGAGGCGCCCGGGACGUCGACGCGACGACGGCUCGGGGCACCCGACCAGCUGUACCAGCAACUCCUCCUCCCCGUCCUCUUUAUCCUCUUCCUCGUCGUCGAAGCCAAAGUCCAUCCCAGACAAAGACACUCACAGCGCCCUCUCCCGAUCUGGUGACAAAAUCGAGGUUGUGGGACUUUCUCCCCAGCAGGGAUACGCGACAAACGGCACAGCUCCCCCCACCAGUUUACCUGCGAGCAACGGCUUUCUCAAUACACCUCAGAGCUUGCUGAUGACGGAAGCUGCGCUGACAACUGAUAAUGUUCUGGGCCAAUAUCCAUCAGACAUCUCUUCCGUGCUGGCGGACUCGAAUAUGUUUCUUUCGCUUUCGGAUUUCAACUCCGACCCCAAAGACACGGACUUUAGCAUGACGGAUUACUUUGGACAUCCCGCCAUCGAUGGCGACCGAGAUAUCGGAUCGCUUCUCACACCGGAGACCAUCAGUUUUGGCUGGGGUGCGUUGGACUCUAAUGAUCCUUUGAGUGCGCCAUUCGCGGAUUCGUCUUGGGUACCCUCGCUUGCUUCGAGCAUUCCAACAUCGUCUACUACAGACCCUAAUAUGAUGAUGAUGAUGAUGCGCGCGCCACCUACGCCCCCCACCACCGACAUAUCCUGUGGCUGUGUGGCCCAGGCUCUCGAUCUGUUAAAGACGCUGUCAUCGGCUCAGUCGUCCCCGACCUCCUCGAUCUCCGGCACGAGUCGUCCGGCGCUCUCGUCAAGCAUGACCGCUAUGAUCUCUGCGCAGGCGGUAUUGGCAGAGAACAAGCACCACAUCGAGACAGUAAGCAACCUGCUCUCAUGCUCCUCGUGCACUGAGGACGCCUUCCAGCUUGUAAUCGUCUCCAUGAUUGUGCUCAAGAUCCUGGAGCGCUACGCCUCUGCGGCACGGAUCCAGGGUUUCGGUUUCGGCUCAGAGGUAGGCAGUGUGGAGACUGACACGGGGCCGAGGUCAGCAAACAGCAUGAUCUCUAGCAGCGAGGACCAGGUGAGGGUGCUAAGCCGUACAUACACCAUGCCCUGGGACGAUAGCGCCAGAGGUUACGCCCCCGCUCGGCUUGUCCUCGGCGAACUGCACCGGGUGCAAAGAUUAGUGGAUCGGCUGUCACCAAAGCUAACAGCCAGUAAGGAAGGGGAUGCUCGAGGCAUGGAACACGCUAUUUGGGGCGGUCUCCAGGUAGCAAAUGGAAAUGACAAAACGCAAUCAACACCCUUUUGUUCGAAUACGUUGGCUCAGAUGGGGAGCGAUAUGCGGAACAGCCUCAGUUCCUUGUCUGCUGAUAUCAUCACCAGACUUGGACAGAAUUAG